CGCCAACCCUCGUCCCUCUCGGCUCUUCAUUCAUCCGAGUCCGGGCAGGGGAAGGGUCUAGGGAUUCCUCGGAGCGGCCUCAUCCAGGGCGGUCCAAAGAAAAACGAUAGUCUCACAAUUGGUAACUAGCUGCUGGAGCUUGCGAAUGAUCGGUUGUCUUCAAAUCAUGGGGAAGUUGUAAAAUCUAUCUAUAAUAUCUCAACAUUGUGAAAGUGGAGGGUGUCAAGAUUGAAGCUUCUUUUAUGUCUGAACAAGCCUCGCUCGAUUUGGGAUCAAUUGGAUUGCUUGGAGGGUAUUCUCCUACACCAAGAAAAAGGUACAGGCUCCCCUGGGAGAGGUUUGGCUGCAUGCAUCAGGGGCAACUUCAACAUUCUACCACUUGCUGUCGUAGGCAUCCUCCGCUCAUUGCAGAAAAUCUGCUUGGUGUUCUUAAAGGAGACGACCGAUUUUUUCCUUCAGGUGCUUGCUACCUCUGAAAGUACCACGGCCUUUAUUAGUAAGGAAUCAAUUCAUCAGAGAUGGCCUUGCAGAAUAUCGGUGCUUCAAACAGCGAUGAUGCCUUCUAUAGGUACAAGAUGCCCAAGAUGAUAACCAAAAUAGAAGGCCGUGGAAAUGGCAUCAAGACUAACAUUGUGAACAUGGUGGAUAUUGCGAAGGCAUUGGCCAGGCCCGCAUCUUACACUACAAAAUAUUUUGGAUGUGAGCUUGGAGCACAGUCGAAAUUUGAUGAAAAAACAGGGACUUCCUUGGUCAAUGGGGCCCAUGAAACUGCCAAGCUAGCUGGACUUCUGGAGAAUUUCAUCAAGAAAUAUGUUCAGUGUUACGGAUGUGGCAACCCGGAGACUGAGAUCAUCAUCACUAAGAACCAGAUGCUAACACUGAAAUGCGCAGCCUGUGGCUUUGUGUCUGAUGUUGACAUGAGGGACAAGCUGACAACCUUCAUCUUGAAGAACCCUCCUGAGCAGAAGAAGGGAGCAAAGGGCAAGAAGGGUUUGAGGAGGGCAGAGAAGGAGCGGUUAAAGGAAGGGGAGGCUGCUGAUGAGGAGCAGAAGAAGCUGAAGAAGGACACGAAGAAGAAAGGAACAACCACUUCCAAGGAUGGAGCUUCUUCGAAGGUUGCUGCUGCUGCAAAGAAGAAAGCCAAUGGUGGCGGCUCUGAUGAAGAUCGUUCAGCCUCACCUGCUGGCAGCCAGCAUGGCGAUGACAAUGCAGCUAAUGACGACGACGGUGACGAUGUGCAGUGGCAGACAGAUACAUCGCUUGAAGCUGCGAAGCAGCGUAUCCAGGAACAAUUGAAUGCUGCGACGGCCGAGAUGGUGAUGCUCGCCACCAACGAGCCAGACGAGAAGCAGCAGCCCCGGAAGGCAAAGGAGGAGAGCCCUGUCAAUGGUACUGCGAAGGCUGCAGGCAAAGCUGCUGGUGCAACCCAAAAUGGUGUCAAUUCUAACAAUCAUGAAACACUGCUUAAGGAGAUCAAGGGCAAGCUGAGCAAGGGGUCUGCACCAGGCCAGCUUCGCACCUUUCUGGGUUCUGUUGCGGAAUCUCCUCAGGAAGUCAUGACAGCCCUGUUCGAAGCACUCUUCGAUGGUGCUGGGAAGGGAUUUGCCAAAGAGGUGGGCAAGAAAAAGAAUUACAUCAGUGCUGCCGUGCAGGAUGAAGGAUCCCAGAUGCUUCUGCUCCGAACCAUCGAAGCUUUCUGCGGCAAGUGCAGCGGAGAUGCCGUGAAAGAGGUGGCGCUUGUUCUGAAGGUCCUCUACGAUGGAGACGUUCUGGAGGAGGAGAGCAUUGUCCAGUGGUACGAGGAAGGGCUAGCGGCCGGCAAAAGCUCUCAGGCGUUGAAGAUUGCGAAGCCCUUUGUGGAGUGGCUGCAAAAUGCCGAGUCUGAAUCUGAGGGAGAGUAGUGAUGGCAUGCGCCUCAUACACCCUUUGGAUCUCCUCCUGCUUUUGGUGCUGUGUUUGGUUUGAUAGUUCGAGUCAGUACGGUUGAAUAAAUUUAGAGUCGCAUGUUUUAGGCAGGUACUGUGGUGUUAAUGUGGUAUUAUGCUCGUCUUCGCUUUGGUUAUGUGAUAUUGCUCUCUUAGUGUGACAAACUUCCUUUAAAUAAAGUAUGAUUAGUGUGAUGAACAAUUAAAGUG
This is a messenger RNA of Phoenix dactylifera (date palm), 2135 nucleotides long. RefSeq names its product eukaryotic translation initiation factor 5-like. Gene Ontology annotation, biological process: formation of cytoplasmic translation initiation complex; translational initiation. The record is from RefSeq and is a predicted model, not a curated record. Gene Ontology annotation, cellular component: cytosol. Lineage: Eukaryota; Viridiplantae; Streptophyta; Magnoliopsida; Arecales; Arecaceae. Gene Ontology annotation, molecular function: eukaryotic initiation factor eIF2 binding; translation initiation factor activity; GDP-dissociation inhibitor activity.